AUGGAAGCAAGUAUGAGUAAUGAGGCAUUGACUACUACCGAAGAGGAACAAGUAACUAAAAAUGAUGUUGUAGAACAGGUAGAAGAUUCCGGCGAAAUGGAGGCCGCGAAAGACGCCAACGAUGAGGUACAAUGCCCAGAGAGCGAAAGCGUGUUAGAGGCCUCGGAUAACAAACAGGCUACAUCAGAUAGCGAGGCAGAGAAGGCUACAGAAGAAUCGGUAGAAGAAGAUAAUAACGACAAAGAUACCUCUAAAGAAGUUGAUGAGUCAGCUGUUGAUGAAAGUAAAGUUGAAAAUUCAAACAAAGAAAACGAUUCAUUAGUUGAAGAAGAAAAGCCGGAUGAUAACAAUGGUUUAGGCCUAGAUGAGGAAAAGGAUGAUUCGAAAGAAAAAUCAGUAGAGGAUUCUGAGAAAGAUAAUGAGAAAGAUACUAGUAACAAAGUGGAUUAUGCUAGCUUGGCACCAUGGUUUAAUGAGGAAAUUCAUCGCUUGUGCAAGAAAAAUAUUCAGCUUUACAAGCGAGCACGUGAACAAAAAAACCAAACAAAAUUAUGGGAUGAAUUUAAGGGCCAUCAGCGUGAAGUUCACCAGUUGAUUCGCAAAACUAAGCGUGAAUACCAGUCAACGAAGGGUUUAUCAGACGAGGAAAUGGCAAAAUUAUCCACAAAGUCGUCAGCGAAAGCCAAAGAAUUUGGUCUGCUUGAGCUGGAUGCUGAAGCAAUAACUGACGGACGAAACCUUAAAGAAUCUGACAACAGAGGGGGUUCACAUAAACGAGGCCACGGCGAUGGCUGGGUGUCCCCACAGGAAAAGAGGAGGCGAGACCAAGUAAUGAGAGAAUACUACAAAAUGUAUUACUGA
This is a messenger RNA of Anneissia japonica, 861 nucleotides long. Its product is annotated as caldesmon-like. Lineage: Eukaryota; Metazoa; Echinodermata; Crinoidea; Comatulida; Comatulidae. The coding region runs from base 1 to 861 and encodes 286 amino acids. The record is from RefSeq and is a predicted model, not a curated record. The transcript has a single exon.